Sycon ciliatum is the source of this 6309-nucleotide messenger RNA. RefSeq lists its product as uncharacterized. The transcript is spliced from 31 exons. Gene Ontology annotation, molecular function: calcium ion binding. The coding region runs from base 182 to 5752 and encodes 1856 amino acids. Lineage: Eukaryota; Metazoa; Porifera; Calcarea; Leucosolenida; Sycettidae. The record is from RefSeq and is a predicted model, not a curated record. Gene Ontology annotation, biological process: cell-matrix adhesion; animal organ morphogenesis; tissue development.
GUUCUUUUCUUACUAUCUCUCUUUCUCUUUUAGAAAUUGAUGACUGUUUCCCGCAGCCGUGUGAAAAUGGAGCAACUUGCACAGACUUGGGAACAUUGUUUGAGUGCACAUGUGCACCUGGUUUCACAGGAGAGCUUUGUCAAACAGAAAUUGAUGACUGUUUCCCCGCAGCCGUGUCAAAAUGGAGCAACUUGCACAGACUUGGGAACAUUGUUUGAGUGCACAUGUGCACCUGAUUUCACAGGAGAGCUUUGUCAAACAGAGAUCGAUGACAGUGGAAGCGGUAGUGGCAGUGGCAGCGGGAAACAUUAGCAUCAGCGGCGGCAGCGGAAGCGGAAGCGGUAGCGGAAGCGGUAGCGGAAGCGGUAAUGGAAGCGGAAGCGGUAGCGGCGUGCCGUUUAAUAGGACCUGCGAUAAUUUCUUCUUUCUGGCGCCAAGCGGCCAGGAGUGUCUGCCAUGUCUGUGUAACCCACAGUUGACAGUACAGUGCAUCAACACCACUGGAGAGUGUGUAUGCCAGCCAGGUAUUUCAGGUGAGAGGUGUGAUAAUUGCUCCGCUGGACUCUAUGCACCUACCAGUCGAGACAGCUAUCUGGCACAAUGUACCGUUGCUGGCUGUCGCUUCAUCGUCGGUGAUCGCUGCCAAAAUUGCACAUGUGACAUUCCCGGUAGCCAGGGUGCCUCGUGCAAUGAUGACGGCGAGUGUAGCUGUAAUCCUGGUGUGGUUGGGCCCAAAUGCAAUGAAUGCCCUACGACAACCGAGCUAUUCCAAAGCCCCACCGGGGUUUGCGAAGAGUCAGACGACUUCUUGCCAUUCGGCCCGGCAGCCAAUGAUACUCAGCUAGGAACUAAUGCCAUCGUAACCACCGCUCGAAUACCCUUUGGCGUGGACCUGAUCUUUUCCAACGCGCUCACAAACCUCUCGUUUGGAUCUGCUUUCGUGAGCAGUGAUGGGUACGUGUCAUUCCGCAACCUGCUCUCCAUCUCGGUCUCAUUCGCCAAUCUCGUCAACCAGCAGGGAAACCCCGUACUGGCCCCGUUUUGGUCGGCUAACGAUGCCAGCGAAGGAACGUCCUUCUACGGCCUGCGCACUGACUCGGCGUCGAUCGACGGUGCACUGGACCUGCUGAGACGUGGCAGGCCGGGCAAUAGCAUGCAGAACAUUGUGGUGGGAAACUUUCGACCGUCGCAGGUCCUCGUUGCCACUUGGACGUAUAUCCAGUCGUGUCCUGGCGGUCAGGCGGGAGUCAAUUCUGGAAGGCCGUUUCUUGGGUUCAACCACUAUCAGGCGGUGGUCGCGUGGAACAGCCAACGGUCGUUUGCCAUAUUCCUCCACAACAACAUAGCGUGGAAUACUGACAAUUCGUUCAGUCGCGUCUGGGACGGCAACACAUUUCUGUACGACGGAAGCCGGCCGUUUGAUCGCGAGGUGAACAUCUACGAACUGACGGUGGGCAUGCAGGGCUGCGAUCCGUUCUUCUUCAUGCCGGACGGUAGCGAGGAUUGUGUGCCGUGUGCGUGCAACCAGACAGGUUCCGUCAGCUGUGAUCAGAGUACAGGCGUGUGCCAGUGUCGUGUGAAUGUGGAGGGCCCGUUGUGCGAUCGCUGCGCUGUGGACCACUUCACAACGACGCCCGGCGAUUUUUCAACGUGCGUGCCGUGCACGUGCAACCCCACCGGCACCGUAGGAUCAUGCGAUGCGGCCACGGGUGUGUGUCAGUGUCGCCAGGGUGUCACCGGGGGUAGAUGUGACGUGUGCCUGCCGGACUUCUUCGCACAGUUCGGCGAUCUUGCUCGCUGCAUCGCCUGCCCGUGCAAUCGGCAGGGAUUCUCCGGCUGCAAUCCAGACGGAACUUGCAAUUGCUUUCCGUCCGUCAGCGGUCCCACGUGCGGCUCGUGCAGUGCAGGAUUCUUUGGCAAUGUAACGGGAUGCGUGCCGUGUAACUGCUUCACGGCCGGUACAGUGGGAGGCACUAACAUCUGUGAUAGCAUCUCUGGCCAGUGUCAGUGCGAUCAGUUUAGCUUUGGUCGAACAUGUAUCGACUGUGCUCCAGGAUUUUAUGCACCAGCGAAUACACUGAGCUUUCUAGACCAGUGUUCCGUUGCGGGUUGCCCAUUUACACCAGGAGCAAGAUGUCAAGAUUGUGGCUGUAACCCCCUUGGUAGUACUAGUCUCCAGUGCAACAGUGCUGGAGAGUGUAUCUGUAACGCCGGUGUAGAUGGUGUGAAGUGCAACCAAUGUCCGGUAGCACAGCAGCUCUUCCAGACUGCAACAGGACUGUGCGCAGAAGCUACAAAUUUCUUACCGUUUGGCGGCGCGGCUGGUGAUACACAGCUGCAGUCGGCAACAGCAAGAGUUCAGUUUGGUGUUCCCCUGGUCUUUGGUCAAAGAUCAUUCCUAUCUGCAAUUGUCGGUGGUGACGGGUACGUGUCCUUCGUCAACAACCUGCCAAUCUCGAUCUUUCUCGCCGGCCUGACGAGCCAGACGAACAACCCGGUCAUUGCACCGCUGUGGGCAAAUAACGAUAUCAGUGUCGGUGAGGUGCUCUACGGCGUACGCACGGACAGCGCAACAAUCAAUGCCACCGUGGCACUGUUACAAGCUGGAGCAGUUGGAGGUGCCGCCAGUGAUUUCCGCCCGCGUGAAGUGCUGGUCGUCACGUGGACCUUCAUGCAGGCCAGCCCUGGAGGACAAGCCGGCCGCAAUUCCAUGCUGCCGGACCUUGGGUUCAACCACUACCAGUUGAUCGUCGCCUGGGACGAGUGCCAGACGUUCACCAUCUUCCUGUUCAACAACAUUGCCUGGACAGUGGGCCAGUUCAACGCUCCAACGUUCAGUCGUAUCUGGGACGGAGAUGCACUCACCUACACAGGUGACCGACCAUUCGAUCGCUCGAUCAACGUGUUUGAACUGACGGACGGCUGUACCGGAGAGCCGCUCCUGGAUCUGCAGUGCACGUUGGAGCUGGCCGCUCUGCCACCGUUGCAGAGCGUCCUCCUCCCAUCCUUCCGCCGCUGUCCGUCAAUCUCGUUCUGGUUCUUCCUUGGACUCCAGAACGCUGGAGGCUUCAUCAACAGCGAGCCGUUUCAGUCCAUAUGCUUCAUUCAGAGAGCGUUCUCCUUCUCCCCUCGCAGCCCGAAUGCAGUGUGCUGCUACCGAUUUCCUGGUGUCUUCCGGCCACACAUCGCAAGCGGUGCUGGCGGCGGCUGGAUAACAAAUCGUUUCGCGUCCUUGAGCGCUGCCCGGCAAGAGCGUUCGGCCAGGGAUGCAUGCUGCGCGGCCGGGAACUGCGCUCGUUUCUUCGCUGUUCGGCCGAGGACCCGGCCGAGAAUCACCCCGCCAUUCUUUUUCGCGUGGUUCUUUGGCGACCCUCAUCUUCAGACUCUGGAUGGGCGUAACUUCACGUUCAACGGGUACGGCGAAUAUCGACUGAUCCGCGCACGCGACUCCAUGAGCUCAAUGGAGGUGGAGGCGCAGAUCAGAACCACGCCGCUAACAACUGGUCCAAACGCCACGGUUGUCACUGCCGGUGCUAUCGGCUUGUUUAGUGAUUCGGGAGAUCUGAUGACUCGGCUGCAGUUCACGUCCAACAGCACCACAGGCAGCCCAGCUAGUAUGGCGAUAUUGUUGAACGGAGAGCAGGAUAUCACUAUUGACGUGUACGGCCUGGCUGUGGCGGACGGGAUGGGAAUACCGGACAUGUUUGCACCGGAUGACACUGUCACCCUGAUGCGUACUGACACAAACAGUGUCACGUGUACCUUCUCAAACCAAGCUGCAUUCCUAGUCAGUGUGGGGGAGGCAGGUGGUGUGGUGACUAUGACAGUGUCACCAAGAUUACCGGAGGAAUUCCAGGGAGAGACAACAGGAUUGAUGGGUGUUUUCAAUGGUGACUCUGAGGAUGACUUCCUGAAUCGACAAGCUCAAACACUACCAUCCAGUGCUUCGGAGCAAGACAUCUUUUCCUCAUUUGGUCAAACGUGGCAGAUUGUGGGCAGUGAGACUCUCUUCACGUACCCACCAGGGUUGGGCCCCGACGACUUUGCCUUCCCGAACUUCGUACCGGUGUUCUCCGACAACCUGACUAUCAGCGACGAGGCGAGAGCCGCCUGCGGUGGCAACACGGCGUGUCUGUUUGAUGCCGCGGCCACUGGAAAUGUCAUGGUAGGAAUGCAGUCCAGGGACACCGACGACAUGCUCAACACACAGCUCUCUAUUUCAUUGAACAUUGCCCCGUUGAUAGAGGGUGCAGAUCAGAUUGACGCUGUUCUUGGCCAGCUAGUGACUUACACAGUGACUAUCACCGAUGUUGAUCAGGUUGUACUGGUUGUGGAGGCAGCAAACAACACCGUACUGCCCGAUGACUUCAAUCUAACAUUGGUUGGACGAGAGGGCAACGUCACCACCUACAACUUGUUCUGGACGCCCAGCACAGCAGACACCAUGGUUAGCCUGGAGUUCACAGCCACCGACGACAACAACGUCAACAGCACCUUCCAGCCAGUGAUCGUGUUGUGCCCGUGUGAGAACAUGCAGCCGUGCUUCCCGCAGCAAACGGGCCAGGACGGUGGACUGGCUCAGUUUACACUCCUCGAGUGCAACUGCAACGAGUCAUACACUGGUGAUCGGUGUGAGGAUGACCGUGACGGUUGUGUCCAGGGCGCGGGCUGCUUCCAGGGAGUUAUCUGUACAGAUGUGCCGGCCCCGGGUAGUGGGGCUAUCUGCAGGAACUGUCCCGGUGGUACCACUGGUGAUGGAGUCAUGUGCAUGGAUAUUGCGGAAUGUAUGACAAUGCCAUGUGAUGGAAAUGCCAUAUGUACGGAGACAUUCGGCUCCUUUAACUGCACAUGUCUGAUUGGGUUUACUGGAAAUGGGAUGUCCUGUUCCGAUAUUGAUGAGUGCGCUACCGACACAGACACAUGUUCCCCGAUGGCUAUGUGCGCUAAUGUGGCCGGCUCAUUCUCAUGUAACUGCAACGACGGGUUUGAAGGUUCUGGACAAAUCUGUGACGAUAUUGAUGAAUGUGUUGUUGGCGGACAUCUCUGUGAUUCUGUUGGCAUCUGUCUCAACACGGUCGGAGGAUCCAUGUGUGACGGAUGCAUGGCCGGAUUCGUUGGCAAUGGAAAUGCUGGCGACUGUUCAGACGAGGAGCAAUGCGUGACCGGCACUCACACGUGCAGUGAGCUUGCAAUGUGUUCGGAUUCGUUUGGAUCUUUCGAAUGCCAGUGCUUGGCUGGAUUCAACGGGGAUGGCAUGAACUGCCAAGGAUCUCUGAACUUGAACGGCUUCAACAACACGUUUAGAACGGAGUUCAUGGAGAACCAGCCAGUGCCCACUAUCCUGUCACUUCAACACGCCGCAGCCCUGGUUGGGCAGUCGGCCGCUUGUCAAGUUUCUAUCACAUUGGCCGCUUUGUCAGGUGACCUGGAUGAUCCUUCACAGGAGAAGAUAUUCCCAACCAAGGCAAUCUCAGCGACCAACAUUGAUAAAAUCUUCUCCGCUCGACAGCUGAUAUAUAAUUCGACGGAUGGUGGUGCAAUAUCCACCGAGGACUUGCUGACCAUUGUGCAGAACUCUGAGUACAUAGACACCGCGAUGGAACCGACUAUUGCAGUGCGACAAGUUACGUGGGAGCUGCGAGAGUGCGGAACGCUUGAUGUCAUUGCCACAGCUACAACCUUGAUCGACAUUGUUCGUAUCAACGACAAUCCACCAGUCAUUCAGUUUGACAUCACAGGCGGCCUUGUCUGAGCCCAAAUCCCCGUAAGAUUGACAUAUAACCAUGACCGCUCACAUCCGCACCCAUACCUGCACCCGCACAAUAAUAUUCUGUUCACAGUUUGGCAUUUCACUUGCCCUGCCUUAGUGUGCGUUUCACCGAGGAUCCGCAGACCUCCGCUUCAUUUACCACUUUCCUUUGUCUCUUUCUGUCACUUUACACUGGUAAACUUGUCACGGCAAAUAACUACUUUUCAUAGGGUAACUCUUCAUGACAAACGACUUCUUUCUCUUCAUCGGCUCACUUUUCACAACAAAUGUCUAAUCUCCAUUGGCAAACGUUUCACUGCGAAUGACUCCUUUCCAGCGGCAAGCAAACUGUUCACGACAAUAGAUGACUCAUUUUUCAUAGGCUAACUUUCGUAGCAUGAAUUGACUUUUUUCUUUGGCCAAAUGUUCGCGACAAUAGACUCAUUUUCUUUGGCAAGCAGCUCAUGCCAGUAAUGUACAUUAGGCACACAUGUAUAGAUCAGUACAGCCUUAUUUGUGAGUGAGUGAAAUGCACGUUUUGCUCAAGCUCCCCUGUCCAA